AUGAACAACGAUCCAAUAGCAACAACAACUACUGAAAAGGCACACGAAUCAUUGUAUGGACUUAAACAGACAGCAUCUGGUCUCCAUCAGAAUUCGACCCAACAAACCAAUCCAAACCAAAGCUCAAAUGAUCCCCAGCAGCAUCAGCAGCAGAACGGCAGUGCUGCCGGUUCCUCAGACAAUCCGGCGGGGAAUAAUCCGCAUGUACAACAGAAUGGCCAAACUAACGAUCACAGUAAUUUUCCUACAGCGAAUGGUGAACUUUCGGGUUACUAUGCGCCACGACACCCGGGACAGGGUGCCCUAAUGGCACCGCCCGGUUUCCCACCCUUACACUAUCUCAACAAACCCGUGCUGCCAGGUCUCAACGGCAGCAUGGAUCAAAGUGCGGCCAAUGGUCCCUCCAACGGUUUAGAGGGUUACACCUUGCCUGAACUAUUACCCGGACAAAAUGGCUCUGCAAAUAGUAAUAACCAGCAGAAUGGCUCUAAUCACAAUACAUCAACCUCCAAUGGCACCGGCGGACGUCAUCCCACCUCUAGCAGCAGUAACAAUUCGUCGGGCAGUCAUAAACCCCCCAAACCACACAGUGAUCUAAGGCUAUUCAAGUGUCUGACCUGCGGCAAAGAUUUUAAACAGAAAAGCACCCUACUGCAGCACGAUCGCAUACACACAGACGCCCGACCCUAUCCAUGUUCGGAGUGUGGCAAACGCUUUCGCCAGCAAUCGCAUCUGACGCAACACUUACGCAUACACGCCAAUGAGAAGCCCUUUACGUGCGGUUACUGCAAUCGAGGCUUUAGACAGCGGGCGAUACUGAAUCAACAUGUUCGCAUCCAUUCGGAUGUCUCACCACAUCUCAUCUUUAAAAAUGGUCCUCAUCCCACGCUAUGGCCGCAAGAUGUACCCUUUCCGGGCGAGGAGAAUGAUACCAAAAAUGGUAUUGCCGGCGAUGGUUAUCAUGAUGAAGAUUCUCAAGGUGGCCAAGAUGGUGGUAUACACUAUCCUUCAUACUUUAAAGAUGGUAAAGGUCAAAAAAUCUUACCCGAUGUUCUGUCACACAUUGGCAUCCGUCCGGCUAAUAUGCCACUGUAUGUACGUUGUCCCAUUUGUGAUAAGGAAUUCAAACAGAAGACCACUCUACUACAGCAUGGUUGCAUACAUAUCGAAUCGCGUCCUUAUCCAUGUCCCGAGUGUGGUAAACGUUUCCGUCAGCAGUCGCAUUUGACGCAGCAUCUACGAAUACAUACCAAUGAAAAACCGUUUGGUUGUCUCUACUGUCCGCGUUUCUUCCGUCAGAGAACCAUUUUGAAUCAGCAUAUACGCAUACAUACCGGAGAGAAACCUUAUAAAUGUGCACAAUGCGGUAAAGAUUUCCGUCAGAAGGCCAUUUUGGAUCAGCACACUCGAACUCACCAGGGCGAUCGACCCUUCUGCUGUCCCAUGCCAAAUUGCCGAAGACGUUUCGCUACCGAAAACGAGGUAACCAAACACAUUGACAACCAUAUGAAUCCGAGUGCCACAAAGACACGACGAGCCAACAAUACCAACAGCAAUACAACACACUCAGCGGCUGCAGUGGCAACAGCAGCAGCUGCUGCCGCGGCCAAUCAUUUAAUGAAUGAAACCAAAAAUGCAGCCGCUCAACAGUUUCUAAACAACAACAAUCCCGUGGCGCAAGCGGGUGAAAACAAAAACAAUAUAUUACCGCGUUCGAUGGGAGGUGGAGGUGGUAAUACCGGAUCACAAGUGAAAAAUGAAUUGUACUUUCCGCAAUGUUAUGGACCACCAUUCCAGCAUCCCUUUCAGGGACAGCCACAGGCAGCUCAUGCUGGUCCCGGACAACCAUCGGUAUCGGUAAGUGUGGCAAAUUCCGUAGCUCCCGGGGUGGUGGUGCAGCAAAAUGCUGCCACUUCAGUAGUGGCUCAGUGACAUCCCCCAAAUGCGGGAACCACAGCAACAGUAACAGCGGCCGGAGGUAGUGCAAGUGCUGCUAGUAGCACAACUGCUGCAGGAGCAGCAGCUGCACAUAGUCAUCAUCAGCAACAGCAGGGAGCUCACAAUGCUAACAGCUCCGCUGGCCAAGCACCCCAAACUGUAACAUUAUCCAUAACACUACCACCUGUGGGUGGUAUGCCACCGACGGCGGCUGCUGUAGCAGCAGCAGCUACGGCCACCUCUUCGCAUCAUCAUCAGGGUCAUACAACGCACGCUCACAAUCAACCGCCGCCAGCGCAUCCACCACCCACUGGGCCACCACCUACUCUCUCCCAUGCAAUUCCUAUACAUCCACAUAUACACUCAAUAUUCGGAUCUCUAUGAUAAUAUCAACAAACUUAAGUAUACAAUGAUUUUUCUUAAAAAUUUUAAAACAUAUAUUUUAAAAACAAUUUUUAACAAAUUGAGCUAAAAGAAUACUGAAGAAAAAAAAAACACCU
This is a messenger RNA of Lucilia cuprina (Australian sheep blowfly), 2438 nucleotides long. It is a transcript of the gene jim, whose product is annotated as zinc finger protein 502. NCBI's taxonomy places the organism in Eukaryota, Metazoa, Arthropoda, Insecta, Diptera, Calliphoridae. The transcript has 6 exons. Bases 1 to 1932 code for a protein of 643 amino acids. The record is from RefSeq and is a predicted model, not a curated record.